Heteronotia binoei (common prickly gecko) is the source of this 3760-nucleotide messenger RNA. RefSeq names its product centrosomal protein 131 (gene CEP131). Gene Ontology annotation, biological process: regulation of centrosome duplication; intraciliary transport involved in cilium assembly; cilium assembly. Bases 159 to 3485 code for a protein of 1108 amino acids. Gene Ontology annotation, cellular component: centriolar satellite. The transcript has 27 exons. The record is from RefSeq and is a predicted model, not a curated record. Lineage: Eukaryota; Metazoa; Chordata; Lepidosauria; Squamata; Gekkonidae.
AGGCUAGGCAAGCUUUGGCUGCCUUGAAAUCGGGAGACACUUUAAAUGCUGUUUCUUUUCCAAGACAGAGAAUUUUGCUGAAAUAAGCAACUCUGGUCAUCUCUGCACAUUUGUAGUGCUGCAGGAAUCUGAAAAAGCUUCCCGUCUUUGAGCUCAUCAUGAAGAGUGGCCGUGGCAGCAGUUCCUCCUUCCAGUGUUCAAGUUCCAGUGGUGUCGAUCUUAGCCUUACUGGUCUACCUAUGCAAGUGCUGCAACGUCCAAGCAGUGCCUCUCCAGGCAAGCACAUCGCUCGCUCCAUUUCCGUCAUCACAGAAAACAAGCCAAAGAGGAAUAUCCUAGAAGAUGCAGGGUUUGGCACCUCCAGAGCUAUGAACAAUUUACGAAGAUCCAACAGCACAACUCAGGUCAAUCAGCAAGUGAAUGGUACCUUCAACAGUGCAGAACAGCAUGGAGACUUUCUGACAUUAUUUGAUAGCAGCUCAGGUGGAAGAAAGAAAUUAGCAAGUUUGAGCAAAGUUUCUCCAGAAAAGAAGACCACAUGGAAUAUUCUGGAUGAGCAGCCUAGAACCUUUCCUGUCCCAUCCAGCACCAGGGAGACCCCUGCAGGCAUGAGGAAAAAAGAAAUUUGUGUGCCACUUGCAGCCAACUUCACUGCCAAUAACAGGAGUAACAAAGGUGCCAUGGGCAACUGUGUCACCACCAUGGUGCAUAACAACUACUCCACUGCAGACAAGACCCCCGCACCCAAGAGCUCCAACCAGGCUACAACUUCACUGAACAACAUUAUCAAAGCCACCUCCAAUGAAGAUACAGAGAGCAGCAGCUAUAUGAAGUCCCAGAAAAACUUUUCCAGCAGUAACAUAUUGGCUUGGAACAAUAAUGCCAGCAGUAGCAUCCCCCUCAGGAGGCAGGAAGUGUCAGAAGAGGAGGCUGAACGGUUCAUUAACCAGGUCAAUUUGGCUGCUGUGACCAUCCAGCGCUGGUACAGAAAGCACUCGCAGAGGCACAAGGAAGGCAUGACCCAGCUCGGGCGCUUACUAACUUCCAAAAGAGAGGAAAGACAACAGCAUCUCAAAGAGGAGGGCAACCUCUCAGAUUUGCAGCACAGGCGAGAAGAAGAGCGGAAGAAGAUUCGAGAGGAGAAGGCACGAUUGGCCAGGAAAGCAGCCAUCCAGGAACUGCAGCAGAAACGGGCCCAAAAAGUCUUGGAUACACAACGCUUGGUUGAGGAGGAGCUGGCGAUUAUGAAAGAAAGCAAGAAAGCAGGAAGAAAAAAGCCUGGGAAGGCUGGCUCUGUGAAGAAUAGCAGCCCUGCCAACAGUGUAAUCAAAGCCAAUAAUGCAGAUGCUAACUUCAACUUGGCAGCUACAGACGUAGAAGAAAACACUACCAUGGCAUGUCUCUCUAUCCCAGGACAAAACAAGCUACCUGAAGAGCAGCCACAGGAUAUCAGCUCUGGAAAGAUGGCCAGUGAAGACCUGGAGGCAAUGAUCACUGCGGCAAGUAGGGCACAGUCCAAAGUUACCCUUAAUGAGUUAUUGGACACACUAAAGCUAUUGGAGGAGGAGCCAGAGUUGCUGCCACAGCCAAAGACCUGCAAGGAGGAUAAAUAUGCCUGGAUUGAUGGGGAGGCAGAUUCAAAUUCUCUUACUGCUGACAACCUGGAGAAGUUUGGGAAACUGAACUGUUCUCCAGGAGUCCCUGAGGAAGGCACAUUGCUGUCAGAGGCCAAACUCCAGAGCAUUAUUAGCUUCUUGGAUGAAAUGGAGAAAUCUGAGCAGGAGCGACCCAGGUCUGCUGCUUCACAACGUGAGGGGCUGUUGUCAGAAGAAGAGCUAGCUCACCUGGAUCAGGCCUCAGCUGUUGCCACAGAAGUCACCAGCUCCAUUAUGCGUCUGAAGUUAGAAGUAGAAGAGAAGAAGAGAGCAAUUACAUUACUACAGACAGCACUGGCUCAGCAGCGGGAGCUGACUGUGCGUCAUGUCAAAGAGACAGAGAAGGAGUUGAGUCGCCAACUAGCAUUGCAGCGAGAGCAAUAUGAGGCAGCUGUCCAGCGGCACUUGGCCUUCAUCGACCAGCUGAUUGAUGAUAAGAAGGUUCUGAGUGAGAAAUGUGAAGCUGUAGUGGCUGAGCUGAAGCAGGUGGAUCAGAAAUAUACCAAGAAGAUUGCGCAGAUGCAAGAGCAGCAUGAACUGGUCUGGCGCACUCUGGGCCCUCUCUGCGAGGAAAUAAAGAAACUGAAGGAGCUCAUGAGUGCCACAGAGAAGAUUCGCAGAGAGAAAUGGAUUGAUGAGAAAACAAAGAAAAUCAAAGAGAUUACUGUUAAAGGUCUGGAACCAGAGAUUCAGAAACUUAUUGCUAAGCAUAAGCAGGAAAUAAAAAAGCUGAAAGCACUGCAUGAGGCAGAGCUAUUACAGUCAGACGAGCGGGCAGCCCAGCGCUUUGUACGCCAAGCUGAGGAGCUGAAGACGAUGCUGGAGCAUGAGAAGGAAGAACAGGGGCAACGAGAGAGAGAGCUGGCAAGGCAACGGUAUGAGAAGCAGUUGGAGCAGGAGGAACAAGCUUUGCAGCAACAGCGGCGCCGACUCUACAAUGAAGUUGCUGAAGAAAAAGAGAGACUUAACCAGCAGGCAGCCAGGCAGAGAGCUGAGCUCGAGGAAUUGCGACAGCAGCUGGAAGAAAACAGCUCUGUUGUCACCAAAGCAUUGAAGGAGGAAUAUGAGAAGGGGCGAGAAGAGCAGGAGCAACGCCAUCAGGCAGAGGUCCAGGCCCUGAAGGUGCGGCUAGAGAUAGAGAAGCAGGCCUGGGAAGCCAAUUACCUGAAGAAGGAGGAGGCCUGGCUGCACACUCGUGAACGAGAGCUGAGGGAGGAAGUACGGAAAGAGAGGGACAAAGAGAUUGAGUUAGUCAUCCAGCGGCUGGAGGCUGACAUGUCAUCUGCCAAGGAGGAGUGUGAAAGAGCCACAGAGAACCGAAUUAAGAGAGUGCGAGACAAGUAUGAAGCAGAACUGCAGGAGCUGGAGCGGUCAGAACGCAAGCUCCAGGAGCGCUGCAAUGAGCUGAAAGGGCGGCUGUCAGACGCAGAAGGCGAGAUUGUCCAUCUGCGGGGUCUGCUACGGCAGAAGGAACAGGAGGCAGAGGAUAUCCGCAAGGUGAGGGACCAGCUUGCUCAAGAACGCAGCAGCCUCUCUGAGGUUAUCCGGCAGGAGUUUGCUGACCGGCUUGUGGGCACAGAAGAGGAAAACAAACGGCUCAAAGGAGAGAUAGCUGAGCUUCGCGCCCGCCAACGAUUGGAACUAGAUAGAGUGACACGGGACAAAGAAGAAGAGCUGGAAGAGGUGCAUAAAAGAGUUAAGACAGCCAUUGUGAAGAAAGAGGAGACUGUGAACAGCCUUCGAAAGCAGUAUGAGGCAGCCGUGAAGAGGGCAGACCACCUAGAGGCCCUCUUGGAACAACAGCGUAAGCAGCUGCUAGCAGCCAAGUAGCAGCUGCAGGUCCCCAAGCACCACUAUAGCACUGCAAGGACCGAGUCAAGUAGUCGUAUGCAGCAAAACAGAAUUUUCUGUUGCGGUCCAGAAGAGUCCAAAAUAAAAUGAACACUAACCUGUAUGUAGAUGAGGAGGGGUUAUUGUUCUUUUUAUUAUUUUUUUAACAUGUUCUUUUCCAUGUGCCUGAGAUCUGACCUCUUUCUACAAGAAGCCUGGGUAGUAUGCCAGUUCUCAUCGAUGUAUUUUCAAAGUAAAGUCCAACUGAUUUGUAA